This is a messenger RNA of Phragmites australis (common reed), 2847 nucleotides long. RefSeq names its product putative receptor protein kinase ZmPK1. Lineage: Eukaryota; Viridiplantae; Streptophyta; Magnoliopsida; Poales; Poaceae. The transcript is spliced from 2 exons. The record is from RefSeq and is a predicted model, not a curated record. Gene Ontology annotation, biological process: protein phosphorylation; recognition of pollen. Gene Ontology annotation, molecular function: protein serine/threonine kinase activity; ATP binding. Bases 107 to 2575 code for a protein of 822 amino acids.
GAGACAAAACCACUUUCAGAGAUAGUUUAUCCCAAUGCUUACCCCUAAAGAGAUUCCAUAUUAUCGUAGGGAUUUCAAGAAGCCCAAAUCAACACCAUAAUGAGCCAUGAGCUCCCUCACUGUCACAGCCACCCUGCUUCAGAUCAUCCUCAGUCUCAGCUUGCUCCUUCCAUCGCCACCCGUCGCGGCAGCGGCUCGCGCGAACCUCACCCGAGGCGCCGCCAUCGCUGUCGAGGACCAUGCCACUGACUUCUUGGUCUCCCCGGACGGCACGUUCGCCUGCGGGUUCUACAAUGUAUCGUCCACUGUCUUCACCAUCUCCGUCUGGUUCGCGCGGUCCACUGACCGUACCGUGGUCUGGACCGCCGCUCCCGCGCGCCCCGUGCACAGCAGGGGCGCCCGCCUCGCUCUUGACCGGCACGGCGGCGCGCUCGUCCUCACCGACUACGACGGCGAGGUGGUGUGGAACUCCACCGCCGGCGUCAAGGCCGCGUCGCGCGCUCGGCUCGACGACGUCGGCAACUUCAUGCUCGAGGACGCUGGUGGCAACACGCUGUGGCAGAGCUUCGACAGCCCCACAGACACGCUGCUUCCGGGGCAGCGCUUCACAGCGGCGAGGCACCUGGUAUCGCGCGACGGCAGGGGCAGGCUGCUCGCCGCCGGCUACUACAGCCUGGGUUUCAACGACUACGCCAUGCUCUCCCUCUUCUACGACAACGACAACUUCUCCAGCAUCUACUGGCCCAACCCCUACAACAACUACGUCGACAACAAGCGCAAGAUCUACAACUUCACACGAGAGGCGGCCCUCGACGCUCUCGGCCAAUUCCUCUCCAGCGACGACGCCAGCUUCGCGGCCGCCGACCUCGGCGGCAGAGUCAGGAGGCGGCUGACGCUGGACGCCGACGGAAAUCUCAGGCUGUACAGCCUGAACGAAGGGACUAAAGGAUGGACGGUGGUGUGGAUGGCGUUCGGCAACCCCUGCAUCAUCCAUGGCGUGUGCGGCGCCAACGCGGUGUGUCUCUACGCGCCCGCGCCGUCCUGCGUCUGCGCGCCGGGGCACGAGCGCGCCGACAAUGGCUACUGGACCAGGGGCUGCCGGCCGGUGUUCCGGCACGACUGCUCGAGGCCCACGAAGCUGGUGGCGCUGCCACACACCGACUUCUGGGGAUACGACCUCAACAACGGCGAGCGAAUGCCGUUGGAAGCGUGCUCCAAGAAGUGCCAGGACACCUGCGCUUGCGUGGCGUUCCAGCACAAGGAGCAGUACAUGGAGUGCUACCUCAAGAGCGUCCUCUUCAACGGCAGGACGUUCCCCGGUCUGCCGGGCACCGUGUACAUCAAGGUCCCAGCCGACUUCGGCGUGCCAGAGUUUCACGUGCAUCAAUGGCAGACGCACGGUGGCAGACUCGCCAUUCAAGAAGACAUCCCCGGGUGCGGCGGCGGUGGCACAGAGUUUCUCAAUUUCUCCACCUUCUCAAAGAGUGCUGCGACAGAAGCAAGGAAACCGGUGUGGUCCUACUUGUACGGAUUCUUGUCGGCAUUGCUCGUCGUCGAGGUGGUCAUCAUCGGGUUCGGCUGCUGGCUUUUCUCCAGCAGGGGACUCUUCGGGCCGUCGCGGGCGUGCUCAAUCGGGGAAGGAUACAGGCUGAUCACCAGCAAUUUCCAGAGGUACACCUACUCCGAGAUCAAGAGAGCCACUGGCAACUUCACCGACGUGAUCGGCAGCGGCGGUUCCGGCGUCGUGUACAAGGGGAUCCUGGAGGACAACAGGGUGGUGGCUGUCAAGGUGCUCAAAAAUGUGAGCCAGAGUGAGCAAGAGUUCCAAUCUGAACUGAGUGUCAUAGGAAGAAUCUAUCACAUGAACCUUGUCAGAAUGUGGGGGAGCUGCUCCGAAGCCAAGCACAGAAUUCUGGUCUCUGAACACAUAGAAAAUGGUUCACUUGCAGACAUGUUAUUUGACAGGGAUGCAUCAAACAGUGUUCUUGGUUGGAAUCAACGUUUUCAGAUCGCUCUAGGUGUGGCCAAAGGAUUGGCCUACCUUCACAAUGAGUGCUUGGAAUGGAUCAUUCAUUGUGACAUGAAGCCUGAGAACAUACUGUUGGACCAGGAUUUGGAGCCUAAGAUCGCCGAUUUUGGGUUGGUGAAACUGCUAAACCGAGAUGGGUCUGACGCUGGUUUUUCACGGAUUAGAGGAACAAGAGGGUACAUGGCUCCGGAGUGGGUUUCUAGCCUACCCAUUACCGAAAAGGUUGAUGUGUAUAGCUAUGGAGUGGUGCUCCUUGAGUUACUGAAGGGGGUCAGGAUUUCAGAAUGGGUGAUCGAUGCGGUUUUGUUUGCUGAGAUGGAUACUAGGAUGCUUGUUAAGGCUAUCCAAGAGAGGAUGGAACUCAGUGAUAAAGAAACAUGUGCGAAGGAUCUUAUCGACCAUCGACUGAAUGGUGAAUUUAAUAGUGUGCAAGCAAAGGCGAUGCUUAAGAUCGCUGUUUCGUGCCUGGAGGAAGAUAGAGGCAAGCGGCCAAACAUGAGCUCCGUUGUGCAGGCGCUCAUCUCCGUUGAAGACGAAGCAAGGUGACAUGCCAUUGAUUUGCAGCUGCAGUUUCUUGUGGAUUUAUGCUUGAACAGAUAUCUUUUAUCUCCAGAAAUAUACCGAUGCCGUUUAGCUUACGUAUUAUGAUUCUGUAGGUGGCUAACAUUCCAAUGUGUUGAACAACGAUUUUGGAAUGGAUGACACUAGCGCUAUUUGUAAAAUAAAUGCUCGCACCUUUCACAUUAUCUUUCCAAUUUAGUUUUCCGAAAGGAUACUACCAGUGAUGCUGAUGUUAUUAAAAAAGAAGAGAGUCGAUC